AUGAAAAGGGAGGAAACUAAUAAGUAUAAUGCUUUUGUUGAAAAAGGAAUAAGAGAUUUGGACGAAAGUAUCUUAUUAAGAGAAAAGAAGAAAGACGACAUGAAAAAACAGCCGGAAAUUGAAGAAAUACAAUUAGCGGAAAUUGAAGAAUUUGGACCUGAAAAUUCGCGAAAAUUAAAUUCUUAUCGUAGUUGCGAUAGGCAAACUCUAUUUUGUGGAUCUUCAAAAAGGGAUAAAAGAAAUAUACUCGGAAACGAAAAGGGAAAUAAGUCGUCGGGAAUUUUGCUGCCAUCAAAAUCUCUAAUAGAGAAGUUGAAGAUACGCGAAAAGGAAUCAUCGCCGUGGAACGGAACAAAAACAGACCAUGAGGAGUUUGCGAUGCAAGCUAAUAAAAUAGUGCAAGAGUGUCGUCAUAAAAAAAUGGCGCGAAAAGUUGUUGAUGAAUACAAGAGAGUCAAUUGUUUAUACGGGAACAGUUUGCCUAUUUCUUAC
Messenger RNA from Iphiclides podalirius (scarce swallowtail), 492 nucleotides. The record is from the annotation of a GenBank genome assembly. NCBI's taxonomy places the organism in Eukaryota, Metazoa, Arthropoda, Insecta, Lepidoptera, Papilionidae.